AUGUUCCUUCCAAGUGUACACGCCGAAUCCGACACGGACGUUCUCCUCAAAUUCAUCCAAGAGAACCCCCUAGGAAUCCUCAUCACAGGCAUCAACUCCUCCGCCCAGGACUUCCUCCAAUGCACUCAUGUCCCAUUUGUGCUUGACUUCCCCAGCACAGGGGAUAACAUUUCAACCACCCCCCAACUUCGUGCCCACAUCGCGAAGCAGAAUCCCCAAGCGAAGGCCAUGAUCGAGGCAGUCGACGGCAAGCCACCGGGGGUUCUCUCCCUUGACCAGGAUGUCCUAGUAGUCUUCAACGGACAACAUGAUCACUACGUGACUCCCAAAUACUACACCGAGACCAAGCCGGACACCGGCAAAGUUGUGCCCACCUGGAACUACUGCGCAGUUCAGGCCUAUGGGAAGUUGUCGCUCUACUACGAUUCCAAGACUCCUGAGGCAGGGUCCUUCCUGGCGAAACAGAUGCAUGACCUGUCGGAGCAAUGUGAGAGAACGAUUAUGGGGUUUACGGGUGGGGAUAGGCCGCAGCCGUGGAAGGUUGCUGAUGCUCCGGAGCGGUACAUUGAGUUGAUGCAGCGGAAUGUUGUGGGGAUCAAGAUUGAGAUUGGCAGGCUUGAGGGCAAGUUCAAGAUGAGCCAGGAGAUGAAACGGGGAGAUCGAGAUGGUGUAGUCAGGGGAUUUGCAAACUUGGGAGGGGAAACUGGAGAGGCCAUCUCAGCGUUGGUCAGGGAGCGAGGGGAGCUGCAUGAUAUGAAGAAGGAGAAGCUGAAAGCUGCGAAGGAAGGAUAG
Aspergillus bombycis is the source of this 792-nucleotide messenger RNA. Its product is annotated as FMN-binding negative transcriptional regulator. Lineage: Eukaryota; Fungi; Ascomycota; Eurotiomycetes; Eurotiales; Aspergillaceae. Bases 1 to 792 code for a protein of 263 amino acids. The record is from RefSeq and is a predicted model, not a curated record. The transcript has a single exon.